AUGGCUAUACAAUAUCUUAAAAUACAUAGUUCAAUGACAGCCGAACCCAAUGCGGGUAUGGAAGGGAGGGAUAAGGCUAAACCAAACGACCCCUCUCUCCCAAAUACCGACACCAACACCAAGACUUCCAACCAAAUAUACAAUCCCCCUAGCCACCUGACUACUACUACCAAGCAGGAAAAAACAUCCCGAAAAUCAAUCAAAAACCUCAUCCCCACCCACCGUCUGAAUACUAGCAACCAUCACCGCCCCAUCCGCCGUAAUAAUCCUCCUCUCCCUCGCCCCAUCCCUAUCCCCCUCCCCCUCCUCAACCCCUUCCCACCGCCUCCCCCUCCAGGGAACAUUAAUCAAUUCCCUCUCCAUCCGCGCAGGCAACUCCGCUCGCUGCCGAUAGAACCCCGUAUCUGA
Aspergillus uvarum CBS 121591 is the source of this 408-nucleotide messenger RNA. RefSeq lists its product as uncharacterized. Lineage: Eukaryota; Fungi; Ascomycota; Eurotiomycetes; Eurotiales; Aspergillaceae. The record is from RefSeq and is a predicted model, not a curated record. Bases 1 to 408 code for a protein of 135 amino acids. The transcript is spliced from 3 exons.